AUGAUGUCCGGCCGCAUUCCCCAACCUCAAGAUCCGGAAGAGCUGAACCGUCAGAGUUAUUCGAACUUCCUCCAAAUCCCACAAAACGCCAUCAAUCGAGACAACGUACUUACCUACUUUUGCGACCCCAAGAACCCCUUCUACGAUAAUCAGUCGGAUAACGAGCAGUUGCGGAUGCAACGGCAAAGCACAAUGCCAAAUGGCAUUGCCUUCAUUGAGGACAUGCUGCCACAGUUAAAGUGAGUGCGAUUUAAAUUUGGUAAGAUUGUAAGAUAUAUGAACUUUCUGAUGGCUUACGAGUCGUUUUGAGUUGAUUUCUGUUUGUUUUGAGGAAUUUCAUGUUUUCGUGAUGAGACCAAAAAUUUAAACCCAAAAAAAAACGAAGUUUUAAUUUAUAUUGAAAAUUACUAAAAAAUCCAAUGGCGAAUAAUGUUUGUACAGACACUUAAAACAUUUUACAACGUUUUUUAAAGUAUUCAAGUUUUCGUGUCAAGACCUGAAUUUUUUUUUGAAAAUUAAGUUCAUACUUGGAAGUACAUGUAAAAUACGUGCUUCAAACCUACGUAUGCAAAAAUUUUUUAUUUUAGUCGCAUGGUGAACGGAAUCCAGUAUGUUGUACAUGAUGGUCAGCCGCCUUUAUUUGUAAUACGAAAACAGCGACGGACGAGUGUUAGUCAAUGUAAGGAGGUUUUAGAAGGGUUGUUGAUGGCUUUUUGAGUACAUAAAGUUAUUUUUGACAUGUUUUUGAAAAAAUUUAAAAAAAAAUUUUUUUUGAAAUUUUAUGAGAUUUUUAAAAAUUUGAAAUUUUUACGAAAAAGAUGGUAAGUAUCUAAUAUUGACCAUUUCGAGACCAACCCCUAGCCUUUUACUACGUCCUAAACGGCGUAGUGUACCAAGCCCCCUCCAUCUACACCAUAGCCCAAUCUCGACUGGUCGGAGCCGUAGAACCGCUGAAAAAAGGCUUUACAGAAGCCCUCUCCUACCUAAGAUUCAAUGUGAACAAAGGCUACUAUUGGGAGUUCAAGGACGGUCAAAAGAAGAGUGGCUCCAAGGAAGAGCCCCAAGAAGUACCAAACAGUCAGAAGAAGGAGGACGAGCCAUGGAACACCAGAGCGACGCCAUAUCAACACAAUAGGACAGAGAUGCUGUUAGCCUAUCUGAAGGAAGAGUUUUCGACCGAAAAGACGGAAAAGGUAGGCUGGAAGGAAAGUUUUUGUCAUUUUUUGUUUUGUAAAGAAAGUUCUUGCCAUUUUAUAGUUUGGAAAGAAAGUUUUUGCCAUUUUUUGUUUUGUAAAGAAAGUUCUUGCCAUUUUUUGAUUUGUAAAGAAAGUUCUUGCGUUUUUGGGUUUGUACUGAAAGUUUUUGCCAUUUUUUGUUUUGUAAAGAAAGUUUUUGCAAUUUUUGAAAUUUCAGCCAAAAACCAACGGAACUCGACCAAACUCAGCGGCCGCAACCCCUCAAAUCGGCGCUGCCACUCCUCAAAUCACGGAUAAUGCUACGUUUUUGGCCCCAACAGCACCAAUUUCCCAACCAAUCUCUGGUGCUCAAGCCAAUGUUGGCCUAGACCUGCCUGGAGUGCUGCCAAUGUCAAACUCAAAUGCGUCACAUUUCAUUGGAGCGGCCGUGAAACAGAAGAAUGAAGCCAUGGACACUAGUUAA
Bursaphelenchus okinawaensis is the source of this 1659-nucleotide messenger RNA. Lineage: Eukaryota; Metazoa; Nematoda; Chromadorea; Rhabditida; Aphelenchoididae. The record is from the annotation of a GenBank genome assembly.